AUGAAGGGCCCCUUUGCAAAAAAAACAAAAAGAAGUUGCCACACGCCUCCUGAAAACCAGGAAGAGGAAAUUAUUAUGAAGAUUAAGGAGCACGUGGAGAAGUUGCGUGAGAAGAGCAGAGAAGUCCGUGACAAGAUUGAGCUUGCCAAGGGAAAUGGCAUGGUAGCAACAAACAAGAUCGAAACUUGGCUGGCUAGAGCAGAUACCAUCCUAUCUGACGGGAUGGCUGUCUGUGAGUCCAAGCAAACUAGGUUAAACUGGGAUACUAGAAUUGCCGCUGCACAGCUUUCUCAGCUGCGAGAAUGUCUCAGUGAUCAACCCAGUGAUAUUGCACAGCCGCCAUUUGUCCUUCAUAUUGAUGUCCACGCUGCUCUACUGCCAAGUCAGGUGCUUUUUGUUGAACAAGCUCGCCAGCACAUCAUUGAGGAUACAGAGGGGAUGAUCGGAAUAUGGGGUCCAGUUGGUGUUGGGAAAACACUCCUUCUCAAGGCGAUCAACAAUUCAUUUGAAACAAGAAACUCCUUGAUUCCUAGUUCAUCAAAUAGAAGGGACCCUCCAUUUGACUUUGUUAUCUAUAUGACAGCCUUAGAAGACUGUUCGGUGCAAAGUAUCCAAUCUGAAAUUAUUCAACGGCUCAAAAUGCAGGACCGCGGUGAUUCAUUAACCACUCAAGCCACCAGGAUAUCUAAAUUCCUUCAUGAUAAAAGUUUUCUUGUUUUGCUAGAUGGCCUUCACUACAAUCUGAACCUAGCAGAAGUUGGCCUACCAACCCUUGGAAAUCAAGGCCAAUUGAAGCGAAAAGUUGUAAUCACAACAAGAUCACGAAGCUUGUGUGAUCAGAUGCGUGUGAACAGAACUAUAAAUGUCCCCGGCCUAAAAAUUGAUGAAGCACUUGAGCUGUUCCAAGAAUGUAUUGGUAAUGAUCGUCUUUAUUCUGAACCCCGCAUCGGAGCACUUGCAAAAGAUCUCGUGGAGCAACUAAGAGCUCUACCAUCAGAACUGAUAAGAAUAGGCAGCGCAAUGCGCGGAAAAGGGGAACCAGGACAGUGGCAGAAUAUCAUUGGUGUUGCCAAGGAAUUGAUGCAUAUCAAGGAUCAAGAAGCAUCAUUGCUGAGAAUUGUUAUUACAAAGCUUAAGCAAUGUUUGCAAAACUUGCGUGGGAGGAGAAAUGAUGUCAAUCACGAGAUUGAGCUUGGAAAGCGAGAGGGCAAGCUGGCAUGCUUCGUCGGCUCCAAGAAUGCCUCGGUGGUCAACCCAGCGUUGUUACAGUGGAAGCAUUGCCACCUUCCGUCCAAGAGAUGCCAUGUUCGUCAGCAGCCUUCCAGAGUUGAAAUAUUUGGAGAGGCUAUGGAGUAUAUUAAGCAUAGUUUAGUGGGUGUCAUUGGAAUCUGGGGGCUGGGCGGAGUGGGCAAGACCCAUCUUCUGACAAGGAUCAACAACGCUUUUCUUGGGGACUCAUUAUUUGAUCAUGUUAUCUUCGUUACGGCCUCCAAAGAGGGUUCAGUGGAAACAAUCCAAGACGAGAUUGGCAAGAAGCUCAAGCUCAAGUUACCGGAAGGCGAUGAUGUUAAAUCUCGAGCUGACAUCAUUUUGGGCUUCCUGAAAACAACAAAAUUUCUAAUACUAUUAGAUGACGUUUGGAACCGGAUUGAUCUGGAAGCAGUGGGCAUACAGUAUCCCCUUGGAAGAAGCAAAGUGGUUCUCACAACAAGAUCAAAAACGGUGUGUGGUCAAAUGGACGUAAGAAAAGAGAUCAACGUGGCAUGCUUGCUAGAUGAUGAGGCCUGGCAGCUAUUUCAAGACAAGGUCGGACAGGGGACUCUAUCUUCCAGUCCUCGUAUUGAAGCUCUUGCAAAGGAACUUGUGGAGGAAAUGAAGGGCUUGCCAUUAGCUUUGAUAACUGUCGGAAGGGCAAUGUACGGCAAAAGUAAUCCGAAACAAUGGGAAUCUGCCAUGCAACACAUGAAACAGUCAUGCUGUGGCGGGGAUGAUCAGGACCUCCGUAUGGAAAAUACUGUUUUCAGACGACUCAAGUUCAGUUAUGAUAGCCUAAGAAAUGAAACCUUGAGACAGUGUUUGUUGACUUGCUCACUAUGGCCAGAGGAUGAAGUGAUUCUGACGGGGGACCUGAUACGAUGCUGGAUUGGCUUAGGUCUAGUUGACGAGUGUGAUAUACAUGGUUCCUACAGAAAAGCACAUUCUCUAAUAGGUGAACUUACAGCUGCAUGUUUGUUAGACAGUUGUGACACUGGGUUCCACGAGCAGCAUGUUUACAUUGAUCAUAGAACAUUCUUUAACCAUCAGGAAUUGCCAAUUGAAGUUGGUGUUAAGAUGCAUGAUGUGAUCCGUGAUAUGGCUAUUUGGAUAUCUUGUGGCUGCAGUGACAACAAGGACAAGUGGGUCGUUCGUGCAGGAGUUGGUCCAAAUCUGUCUAUACGCACCAUUCCUUGGCGCGGAGCCGAAUGCAUCUCAUUAAUGUCCAGUAGAAUCGGGGAGCUUCAUCCGUUUACUGGCUCCACAAAUCUCAAGAGGCUAUACCUUCAUCAGAAUCUUUUGGAUGAGAGGAUAUUUGGAGCCAUUCAGAGUUGCACUGAGCUGACAUACCUAGAUCUAAGCGCUAACAGAAUCAAGCAGAUACCUGAAGAGUUAUUUGCCUUGGUAAACUUGGAGCAUCUGGAUUUGUCAUGUAAUGAAGAGCUAACGACAGUUCCCAAACGCCUUAGAGAACUUACUAAGCUCAAAUUCUUAUAUCUAGCACGCACAAGCAUAGAGGUGAUUCCGACGGAGGUCAUAUCCUGUCUUACAGAAUUGCAAGUGAUUGACAUAAUGAUAAUUAAUGGCAGAAUUAUAAGUCUAAAAUAA
Messenger RNA from Miscanthus lutarioriparius, 2862 nucleotides. The record is from the annotation of a GenBank genome assembly. NCBI's taxonomy places the organism in Eukaryota, Viridiplantae, Streptophyta, Magnoliopsida, Poales, Poaceae.